This is a messenger RNA of Aspergillus clavatus NRRL 1, 2124 nucleotides long. Its product is annotated as SprT family zinc-dependent metalloprotease. Gene Ontology annotation, cellular component: nucleus. Bases 1 to 2124 code for a protein of 707 amino acids. The record is from RefSeq and is a predicted model, not a curated record. Lineage: Eukaryota; Fungi; Ascomycota; Eurotiomycetes; Eurotiales; Aspergillaceae. The transcript has 2 exons.
AUGGCCCGACUUAAUGCGACGCCAGCGAAGAGGGUCGAUGCCCGGAGGCUCACUAAAUUAUCCGACAAGAAGGGACAGCAUAUCUCCAUCCGACGCUUAUUCGGGGAGCGCUUCCCCACGGCCGCGGCGGACACAGACAGGCAGGAACAAUGGACAACCACGAAGGAGACACACCCCAAGCAGAGAUCCCAUGGACUCGCGGAGAGACGGCCGCUCGAACGAAGCGGAUCGCAGAGAUCGGGAAAGACGCCGAUAGCCAGUUUCGAUAUCCUCCCCGACAGCGAUGGGCUGAGCGACGUGGACCACGAGAACGACUUCUCACCGCGUCUCGCCCGUGGAGACAAACCGAAGCCGUCGAAACCUCUCAAGCUGGCGCAUGUUAAUUCGCUGUUGCUUCCUUUGUCGCAGCAGCCUCGCAACCGGCCGGCCCAGAAGUUGGAAACAUACGACUACGCCAAGGAGAACGACCCCGUUGACGAGGAAGAGGAGGAUACCACGCCUACGAUAUCAAGACAUUCCUCUAACGCCUCGACGCGGCAGUCGCCCGCGAGGAGAAAUGCCCGGCAGGACCGGGCGAAGGACGGCGACCACCACAAAUUUCUCAAGUACCGUCAGACUCAGGAGACUGUAUCUGAAGACGAUGACGGCAGCCAUGAUGAUAGUCUGGGCUCGCUUGAAGAUUUCAUUGUCAGCGACGACGAGGAAUUGAGCUACCAUGCAACAUCUGAAGAAGAUUCAGAGGAGGAGGAAAUCCAGAAGAAGGUCAUCUCUCCGCCUAGACCAAGGAGAAGGUUGAUGAGAGGCAGACGGCAGAACCUAGAGGUACAGGUGGAGGAGGCAUUGGCCGUAUCAUACGGAGAAGAGCUUCGCUUGGAACCUUCUCUGCCAGCCGCAAUGACAGUGCCAGCGUCCAAGCUGCAAGUAGAAUCAAAGAGGUGGUCCCAGAAGGACGGCGGGAUCUCUGAAGAGAUCCACAACCUGACUCUAGAAGACAAUGACCCUGCCGACCAACUACCGAAAGACCUCUUUGAAUUUACGGAAGAUUCCGCUUCUCCAGCAGAGAAACUACAGGAAGUAGAAGUCAUUCUGGGGACACCACCGCCUAGUCCCUCUAAAAGCCUUCUCAGAUCGCCAACGAAGGAGAGAAUCCACAUACCACCCACCCCGUAUCGUGAGAGCGUUGAUGCCUUCUGGAGCCAGGAAGUCAUCAACGAUUGGGUCGACCGACACUCACCGCGUAAAGAGGGAGCUGCCCUAGAGCAUGUGCUACGGGAGUUUGAUGACUCUGAUGCAGAUACAAGUGGUGAUACAAGACCCGACAACAUGCGCAAGCCCCAAAAGGGGCAAAAGGAGCCCAAAACCCCAAGCAAGACAGCCCUGAAGCGAGCAGAGACAGAGAAAAAGAAAGCCGACCUCGCGCGGAAGAAGUCGUUCGAUGAAAAGAAAGCGCAAAUCGCCAGCGAUUUCCUCAAGGUUCUAGACGACGCGGUCUCUGGAGGCCAGGUCCAGAAACUUGCAGAGGAAACGGGUGGUGUCCGGAUUGUCUGGAGCAAGAGCCUAUUAACGACUGCGGGCCGUGCUGUCUGGAAACGAGAACGAACGGAGAAGAAGCCUCGGGCAUCUGACAGCGGAUCCGAGCCAUCAACCCUUACCAAGCAACACGCAACGAUUGAGCUGGCAGAGCGCAUCAUCGACAACGAACAUCGCUUGCUCAACACACUGGCGCACGAGUACUGCCAUCUGGCCAACUACAUGAUCUCGAACGUGCAUAACAACCCCCACGGGGCGAGCUUCAAGCAAUGGGGUCGCCGGUGCAAAGAGGCGCUGAAGGACCACCCCGUCUACGGCGGACAGGUGGAGGUGACGACCAAGCACAGCUACCAGAUCGACUACAAGUAUGUCUGGAGCUGCGUGGACUGCGGGCAGAACUAUGGACGGCACUCGAAGAGCAUCGACACCACCAAGUCGCGCUGUGGGAAAUGCAAAGGCCUCCUGCAGCAGAUCAAGCCGAAGCCGAGAAACGUCUCGCCGAGGAAGAAGCCGCUGCAGAGCUCGGAGCGGUUCGAGAAGAAGACGGUCGAGGACGUGGCGGGUAUCCUUGGGGAAGUCAGCUUGUACAGUUAG